CGCCGCCCCAGUUCAUACUUUUGAUCCACUUACCACAUUUCUACCCAGAACUAUCAACAUCGACAACAGCACCAGGACCCAGUCACAGCAAGAGAAAGACUUCCACCGGCUCUGGUGUGCCACAUGCCACCAACCCAAGACACCACCGCAAAAUGGCAUCCUCAAAUCUAGAGAAGAACUUCGCGACAAACAACAUCACCAUCUCCGACGACGAACAACAACCCACCUCUUCAAAAUCCCACAAAACCUACACCUCCCACCAAGAUGACUCCACCCUCCCACCAACCUCCCCCCUCACCCCCCAACUCGCCCGCAAACUCUCCGCCCGCCAAGUCCAAAUGAUCGCCAUAGCAGGCACAAUCGGCACAGGCCUCUUCCUCGGAACCGGCAACAGUCUCACACGCGGCGGCCCGGGCAGCAUGCUAAUCUCCUACGCAAUCGUAGGCUUCAUCGUCUUCGUCACAAUGCUCUCACUGGGCGAAAUGGCAGCCUACACUCCCAUCGCAGGGAGUUUUUGUACGUUUGCGGGGAGAUAUGUGGAUGAGGCGUUUGGAUUUAGUUUGACGUGGAAUUAUUGGUUUAAUGAUGCGGUUUCGACGGCGUCGGAUCUUGUGGCUUUGCAGUUGUUGUUGAAGUAUUGGACGACGGAGAUGCCCGGGUGGGCGUUGAGUCUUAUUUUCUUAUUUGUGUUGAUUGGGUUGAAUAUUGUGUCGGUGAGGGCUUAUGGUGAGAUGGAGUAUUGGUUGAGUUUGUUGAAGGUGGCGACGAUUGUGGUGUUUAUUAUUUUGGGGAUUGCGGUGAAUUGUGGGGCGAAUACUGAUAAAGAGUAUAUUGGUGGGAGGUAUUUCUUGCAAGGAGAUGCGCCGUUUGUGAAUGGGAUUGGAGGAUUUGCUUCGGUGUUCGUGACGGCGGCGUUUGCGUAUGGUGGGACGGAGAGUAUUGCGAUUACUGCUGGAGAGACGAAGAAUCCGGCGAAGACGCUGCCGAGGGUUAUUCGCAAUGUCUUCUGGCGCAUCCUCAUCUUUUACAUCCUCUCCGUCCUGAUCAUUGGCCUUAACGUCCCAUACACAUACCCGGACCUCGCUACCAGGGACGCCCACACCAGUCCGUUCACCGUCGUCUUCCAGAUGGCAGGCAGCAAAGUCGCAGGCUCCUUCAUCAACGCCGUUGUCAUGACCUCUGUCAUCUCAGCCGGAAAUCACGCACUCUUCGCUGGUGCCCGUCUGAUGUACUCGCUUGCAGUCAAUCGACACGCACCUCAAUUCAUGGGCCAACUGAACAGACACCAGGUUCCUUGGGUCGCUGUCCUUCUGACCUCGGCCAUCUCAGGACUCUGCUUCGGAGCCUCAUAUAUUGGCGCCGGACAGCUCUGGACCUGGCUCCAAAAUAUCGUGGGAGUGAGCAACCAACUAUCCUGGAUCGCCAUCGGAUUCGCCUCUCUUCGCUUCCGAGCCGGACUGCGAAAGCAGGGACUCGAGCACCUGCUCCCAUUCAAGAACUGGACAUAUCCAUACGGACCAAUCUUGAGCGUCGUACUGAACUCAUUCUUGGUUCUGGUACAAGGCUGGACUUGCUUCUCUCCAAAGUUCAAGCCCGUCGAUUUCGUGUCAUUCUACAUUCAGCUACCAAUCCUCGCCGGAAUGUUCGUGGUCUGGAAGUUAGUGAAAAAGACGAAGUGGGUGAAAUUAGAAGAGAUGGAUCUCGUCUCAGAUCGCUACGACACGAACCUCACAUUGGAGGAGCGUGAGAAAGCGCUAAAUGAGGCAAGCAUGUCGAACUGGAAGGAGGCAAAAGGAGCGAAGGAAAAGUCGCUUGCGAUAGGACAGUGGCUGUUUCUUUGA
Molecule: messenger RNA, 1841 nt
Organism: Cercospora beticola
Lineage: Eukaryota; Fungi; Ascomycota; Dothideomycetes; Mycosphaerellales; Mycosphaerellaceae
Product: amino acid permease
Biological process (GO): amino acid transmembrane transport
Cellular component (GO): membrane
Molecular function (GO): amino acid transmembrane transporter activity
Source: RefSeq, a predicted model, not a curated record